This is a messenger RNA of Emiliania huxleyi CCMP1516, 600 nucleotides long. RefSeq lists its product as hypothetical. Lineage: Eukaryota; Haptophyta; Isochrysidales; Noelaerhabdaceae. The record is from RefSeq and is a predicted model, not a curated record. Bases 1 to 600 code for a protein of 199 amino acids. The transcript has 4 exons.
AUGCAGCCCAUCGUCUUGCGGCUAGAGACGCAAGGCGGCGCCGUCGAGCUCGAGCUCCACAUCAAGGGGCUCCUGGAAGAGACCCUGUCGCCUCGCUGCCCUGGCGACGACUCGUGGGAGCAGCAGCUGCAGGACCAGGGCAAGAGGAGGGCGACGCUCACCACGAUAUUGAGAGCGGUCGCGCAGGACAAGCCAGACAAGCUCGAGCCUUUUGCCGUCGAGUGGCUGGAGCGGCGGUUUGGCAAGUCGGCCGAGCGCAGCUUGAGCCCCUGGACCUCGCGCACGGACCUCUAUCCUUCCGAGGCGGCCUUUGCAACUUACUUUCUCGAGAUUCGGCUGCCGACGCUCCUCGAGAAGGCUAUCGAGCUGGCUCCAGAGACGCUAGGCGAGUCUCUCUUGGAAUUCUUCCUCUCAGAGGGGCGCGACGCGGACGCGCGGCGCGAGAGGCUGUGGCCGUCGAAAGCGCACCCCCAGGUUGAGAGCGCGGGUGCGCCGCCGCUGGUCGCGGCCGAGUGCGUGGUGACGAUCGAGCAGCCGACCGAGGGCGAGGACGCAUCAGGCGGCAUCAAAGUGAGCAUUGUGACGCCUGGCCAGCAGUAA